AUGUGGAAGCCGACAGGGUCAAAUCAUGAUGACUCCAGUUAUGCUAUCGAGGCAAACGCUCCCAUUUGGGCGAUCCAUGACUUCCCCGACCCAGGCCUCAUCCAGCACAACGGUACAUGGUAUGCCUUUGCAACAAACCCCAAGAAGGGUGACCCGAAUACGAUUCAUGUGCCCGUCGCCACAUCGACCAACUUUGUUAACUGGACCCUGCAUGAGGGCUAUGAUGCGAUGCCUACAGUCGGCCAAUGGCAGAAGAAGAUCAACACCUGGGCACCGGAUCUAAUACAACGGGAUGACGGAAAAUUCGUCCUCUACUAUGCAGGAGAGACGAAGAACUUCUCUCCACACCACUGCAUUGGAGCGGCAGUCUCGAAUGGAACAGAUCCGAUGGGACCAUAUACCCCGCUCAAUGAAUCGUUAGCUUGCCCACACGAAUACGGAGGUGCCAUCGAUCCAUCUCCAUUCAGAGACACGGACGGCAAGCUCUACCUGGUCUACAAGGGUGACGGCAACAGCGUUGGAUCUGGGGGCGCCUGCGGUAACAGCAAGUCACCUCGCAAGUCUGUACCGAUCUUCCUACAGGAGCUGAAAAGGGAUGGCAUCACCAAAGUUGGCGAACCAGUGAUCAUCCUCGACAUCAGCAAGACUGAUGGUCCACUAGUCGAAGCGCCUGACAUUAUACGCAUUGAUAAUGGCACCUACUACCUCUUUUUCUCGUCCCACUGCUUUACCUCCUUAGGCUACAAUGUCAAAUAUGCCCAUUCGAAGUCGAUCAAGGGACCUUACACGAGAGCAGAUCGGCCACUGCUUCAGACAGAUGACUUUGGCCUCAAAGCACCUGGUGGUGCAACUAUAUCUCCUAGUGGAGAUAGGAUGGUAUUUCAUGCAAACUGUGGUGGUUGGCGGUGCAUGUACGCGGCAGCCAUUGAUAUUCGGUCUAACAAUGACACCAUUGUCCUGUCUACACUGACAGUAGAGAGUUCUGCGUCGACGAGCUCUACGAGCUCCAAUGGAAGCUCCUAA
Messenger RNA from Penicillium pulvis, 1023 nucleotides. RefSeq names its product glycoside hydrolase family 43 protein. The record is from RefSeq and is a predicted model, not a curated record. Gene Ontology annotation, biological process: carbohydrate metabolic process. Bases 1 to 1023 code for a protein of 340 amino acids. NCBI's taxonomy places the organism in Eukaryota, Fungi, Ascomycota, Eurotiomycetes, Eurotiales, Aspergillaceae. Gene Ontology annotation, molecular function: hydrolase activity, hydrolyzing O-glycosyl compounds. The transcript is spliced from 2 exons.